AUGGCGGCGAGCGAUCCGGGUACUCUUAACGGCUACACAAGUGGCAGGUGGCAGGUGGUCCUUCGAACGGGACUGGCGAGCGCUGGCACCAGUGCUAAAAAGAAAUACUGGUUACUCGAGGGCACCUUCGGCGAGUGGCUCGACGAGCAACCGUUCGAGGUGGAGCCUGCGGCUACCGCCCGGCUGCUCAAGCACUACACGGCGGAGAACCGAGGGACGCGAGCGGCUUUUGCAAACCUCGUCGACGAUCCGAUGAGCAGCUCGCAGAUGAGCGUCACCGACAACCCGACGCCGCGGCCGCACGACACGGACAAGAGUAUCCAUGACCGCGUGCACGGCACGGUGGCGCUGCCGCCGCUGCUCGUCGCGGUGAUGGACACGCCCCACUUCCAGCGGCUCGAUCAGAUCCAGCAGCUCGGCGGCUGCCACUUUGAGCACUCGAUCGGCGUCGCCCACCUCGCGGGAACGCUUCUCAAGCACCUGCGCGUCCAGCAGCCCGAGCUGCAGAUUUUGGAGGACGACGUGUUUUGGGGGCAGCUCGCCGGCCUUGUGCCCGACCUGGGGCACGGGCCCUUUUUGCACAUGUAA
Emiliania huxleyi CCMP1516 is the source of this 588-nucleotide messenger RNA. RefSeq lists its product as hypothetical. Bases 1 to 588 code for a protein of 195 amino acids. Gene Ontology annotation, molecular function: dGTPase activity. The transcript is spliced from 5 exons. Lineage: Eukaryota; Haptophyta; Isochrysidales; Noelaerhabdaceae. Gene Ontology annotation, cellular component: nucleus. Gene Ontology annotation, biological process: dGTP catabolic process. The record is from RefSeq and is a predicted model, not a curated record.